AUGGCACCCACCCGGCUGGUCCGUACACUCAAGCUCAAGCUCAGUCUACGGCCCGCGUGCCAACCUACAACAGCAUCGGCGGUUGUGCCUUGGAGAUCGGAAAACUCCUUGUCUGUUGCCGCUGGUUCCCCGCUUGGUUCAUGCCUCGGCACGUUCUCGGGACAGCAGCACUGCAGGAGAAAUCUGACAUAUAGCCGCUGCAUCACGCAUUAUAACCAGUCACAGCUGCAGUUGCUGGGUGCAGACAGAAGAACAAACAUGGGCGACAGCAGGGACGCUUCUGCGAGACGGCUGCGGGCGCUAGCGGAACAUAUAUCUCCUGCUGGCCAACAGAACCAGAGCCGAUCAUAUAGCCAGGCGGUCACUGGCUGCUCGUCUGACAUUGAUUUUUCCGCGCUAUCAAAGCUUCUGCCGCAUGAUGGGCCUGAAGGGGAAGCGGUAUGGUAUGUCGUCGUGGCCGCGGCGCUGAUGGCGUUUCAUCGAGAGGCGGCAGUGGGUGCGUUGUGGGAACAUAUCGUGUCUACACGGCCGACUUCUACAGAGGAGGAAAGAGCACUGAUUGCACGACGGAUAAGGGAGAGUUGUCUCAAGGCUAGCGUGCUGGUUGGAUUUCCACGGGGAAUCAACGCCCUCUCGUCGCUGCACGGGUCUCUGGCCAGCCAUACACCGUCGACCCACCGACUUCUGUCCGCGGACAGCUCGCUGCGCAGCCCGGUCGAUGGGAAGACGAAGCUGGAGCGAGGGACCGCGUUCUUCACCCGCCUGUACGCCGGGCACACGAACAAGAUACUGGACAACAUGUCUCGCAGCUCGGGCGGGGACUUGAGCUACUAUGCCCUCGCUAGUGUGUACGGGGAACUCAUGGCCGAGACUCGGGUCGUUAAUGCGAUGGAGACGGUGCUGAUGGAGUUCGUCUGCUGUCUGGCGGACGACGUCGCACCACAGGCCAAAGGACACUUCUUCGGCAGCCGGAACAUGGGAGCAUCUGGUGCACGGAUCAAGGGAGCCGUGAGCAUCGUCCAGGAUCUGGCAAGGCAGGCAGGCCUGGAUGUCCCCGGAACAGGAGAGGAAUAUGCCUUUCUGGCGAAGGCUGACUCGUGGUGA
Molecule: messenger RNA, 1104 nt
Organism: Nannizzia gypsea CBS 118893
Lineage: Eukaryota; Fungi; Ascomycota; Eurotiomycetes; Onygenales; Arthrodermataceae
Exons: 3
Coding region: 1-1104 (367 amino acids)
Source: RefSeq, a predicted model, not a curated record